Messenger RNA from Aphis gossypii (cotton aphid), 1002 nucleotides. RefSeq lists its product as uncharacterized. The transcript is spliced from 2 exons. Bases 268 to 978 code for a protein of 236 amino acids. NCBI's taxonomy places the organism in Eukaryota, Metazoa, Arthropoda, Insecta, Hemiptera, Aphididae. The record is from RefSeq and is a predicted model, not a curated record.
UGAUAGUUGUAUUUAAAACUAUUAUUAACACCUUGCAGUUAAAAUUUUUGUUAGUUUAAAUAUGAAGUUUUGUUAAAUAAACUGACGUUUCUCGCCUGAAACUAUAUUUUACAUAGUGAGUCGUCAAGCACAUAUCGAUAUAUUACUGGUCACAGAGUAUUUCUUCAAUAACAGAAUUAUAUACUUUUAUACAUACAACUCAAGUAUAAUAUAUCAAUAGUUUGAUUCAUAAGACACAAAAAAGCAAUAAAAUAUUUUACACAGAUUAUGUACGAGACAUCCUAUAUGAAGAAAUCAGAGCGAACUCACCAAUUUAUUUUAAUGGACUUCGAGUUCACAGUAAUUUACGGAACUAGUAUUGUUUUAAUAUCUGGCGCAAUUUCAAAUAGCUCGUAUCAUUUUAAGACCGUUAAAUUGGAAGGAAAACCUCUUUUACUACCCAUAAAUCAGAAUGCUAGACGACUGACCAACCAAGAAAUAAAGAAAGUAAUUUCAGUUAUUAAGCUGUAUUUAAGGCCAGAUUUACAGAUUGCAUUGAUGAAGCAAUUGGAUAACAGCCUAAGCACCAGUACAGACAAUUUAAACGCUGAAUUUAUUAAACGUUAUCUAGCAUAUAACAAUAAAAUGACAAUAAUCGUAUUAUGGAACGGUUCCACAGACAUGGACAUUUUAGAGAGAUUACAAAUAAAUAAUUAUAAUGUAUUAAAUAUGACAUGUUAUGACGUAUCAAAUAAUCAACAUUUUUACAUACAAUUAAUCACAAUGAGAAAUAUGAGAAUCAUAUACGAAUACAGUUUAGGAAUGUAUCAUAAGCAAGGACGAAUGUUGAAUCUAGUAGAAACACAUACAAUUUUAUGUUCAAAACAACACAAAGGACUGUACCCCCAUGAUCCUUGCUACGACUUAGAAUUAACGAAAUGUAUUUUUAACAAAAUGGUUCAACAAUUUCAGUAUAAGAAUCUAGUGGAACAUUUUUAAAUAAAUAAUAUGCUAUUAUUAUUA